ACGUCAGCGUAACGCGACUCUCGCAUGUCGAACUGAAACAGUAGCCGCCGCCUUUUCCACACGACAAUGCGCGACGGGGUUUAGUAACACCCCGGCAAAAAAUGGAGGAUUCAGAUGCAACCAAGGGGGAACAUUCCAGAUCAGAUGUCCGUCCGACGUUGGAAACGCUCUUUUGGGGUCGAGUGAACCCUGUCAGGGCUUCUCCAUGUCAUCUCGGGAGGAGAGAGGACCGGACUGUGCGGGUAGGAGUGAAGACGGCACACGUCCGACUGUGGCGGCAGGGCCAGGUGAGGCGGUGUCGGUGACUGUGAAACCCGGACGUUUGAACCCCACCUGUGUAGCCAGGGAGUCGAGGGACCUGUGUGCACCUUAUAUGUACCUGGCAGCCCCUGGUCACCGGAAAUUAUGUUCAUAACAGUAAGGUACGGAGAAAACAAGUCGGAGAUAUUCAACCCCAAAUGCCGAGUCUUGCUCCUGCUGAAGGCGAUCAGGGACAAAUGUGGCUGUGAACAUGGAGACACGAUCGACCUCGCUGACGAGACGGGAGAAGUGAUGGAGCUGUCCACUCACCCCGGGGACUACGCCUCCAACUACCUGCACGCGCGCGCCACCUUCAUCCUCAUCAAAGUAGAAAAAGAGUGUGAAGGGGGCGAGGAGGACGUUCGGUACCUGCCACUGUUCAAGGGAACAGGUCUGAGCAAGAGCUUUCACGCACGUUUGAACAGACGCAGAAGCCGGAUUUCCGACCUGGUUGACGUCGUGACGGACCGGCGGACCAGCCACAGCAGUCGGCUUCUCUCCCGGGCGUCAAGCAGACGUCUGUCCGUACCCAUCCUCAAGUCUACACCCAAGUCGCCGAACAAGGGCGCCUCCCAGCGGGCGGGAGGCGCAACUACAGGCGUGAAAAGAGAUUUGGUAACGGGGCUGAAGAAAAGUUCUUAACAGGCGUAGCUUGUAGGAAAACCAUCGAAUUUGUUUUUUUCAUUUCAAGAUAUCUAUACACUCCCAUUCUGUUGUUAAAUUCGUACAUCUGAUAGCUUAAAAAGCAGCUAGUCUGCUUGACGUUAACAUUUACAUUGCAGCUAUGAUCACAGUAAGCGUUAAUAGUGCAGUAUAGUGCAAUUGUACUUAAGCAUUAAUAUUAGCAAAUUUUCUACUUGUUUCUCGUUCAUGAUGUGCGAAUAGAAUCUGAAUUAAACUACAAGAACGCCCUUGGCCGGUCGUCAACUAUAAAAUGUAUAUCGUAUUGAUCUCGAACUAUUAUUGUAUCUAACUUAGUCUUCUAAGAGUAUUUUUCAU
This is a messenger RNA of Branchiostoma belcheri (Belcher's lancelet), 1299 nucleotides long. RefSeq lists its product as uncharacterized. The record is from RefSeq and is a predicted model, not a curated record. Lineage: Eukaryota; Metazoa; Chordata; Leptocardii; Amphioxiformes; Branchiostomatidae. Bases 406 to 942 code for a protein of 178 amino acids. The transcript is spliced from 6 exons.